This is a messenger RNA of Rhagoletis zephyria (snowberry fruit fly), 630 nucleotides long. RefSeq names its product neuropeptide receptor myosuppressin (gene Ms). The record is from RefSeq and is a predicted model, not a curated record. Lineage: Eukaryota; Metazoa; Arthropoda; Insecta; Diptera; Tephritidae.
AUGUCCAGCCAAAUGAUCGUAAUUUUCUGCUUUGCCACGCUUCUGAUCGCUGCAGCGCAAUCCAGCAUAGCCAUGGCUGUGCCACCAUUCUGUCAAUCUGGCAUGGUGGAAGAUAUGCCACCACACAUUCAAAAGGUUUGUGGAGCACUCAACAAUUCGGAGCAAUUGGCUACGGCACUUAAAUCGUAUCUGAAUAGCGAGGCUGCAGCCAUGCUGACCGAUCAGGCGCCAUUGAAGCGUUCAGAUGUUGAUCACGUUUUCCUGCGUUUCGGUAAGAGGCGUUAAAUUCGAAAUAAUGGCAAUGAUAAAGAAAAAAUCGCUAAGCAACAACAAAAAUCGAUCGUUUGAAGAACUCUUUGAUUUGAAACAGUCAUCAAAAUUUGCCACACACACACACACACACGCCGAAAUCAAGCACGACGACCGCCAUGUGAAUAUAUAAGAUGUACAUAAACCAUAUACAUACAUAUAUACCAACUACUCACUAAAUUUUAAAAUUUUUAAUGUAUAAUACAAAAAGCAAAAAAAAAGAAGAAAAAUAAUUUAACCAAAGCAUGAACUUAUAUCUAUUUAUGUUAUAAUUUAUGGCAGCAAAUAAAAUUGCAUAUGCAAAAUAUGCAAGCAAAAAUA